Molecule: messenger RNA, 4114 nt
Organism: Marchantia polymorpha subsp. ruderalis
Lineage: Eukaryota; Viridiplantae; Streptophyta; Marchantiopsida; Marchantiales; Marchantiaceae
Source: the annotation of a GenBank genome assembly
GUGGCGAGCUCUGACAAGUGAUCGUUCAGCGAAUGGGAAAGUGAACCAUAAUUUACCGGACGCAGAACGUCCAACCGAGCCCGGCCAAGAUGCAAUCAUGCUCAGACAUCCGGCGGGAGUGAGAAGAGAAUGCGCCAGUUGUAGCCGAGGUUUGGAGAGAGAGCCGGAGAGAUUUGCGAAGCUAGCGUGGGCUCUGGAGACUGGCCGAGGAGGGUCAGACGAAGAUGGAGGUCGUUCUUGCUGCUGCUUGUUGGCGGUACUGGUUUGGGGUCAUGAUUGAGCCCGUCCGGCAGCACAAGCUCCGCACAUCGCAACGGUGCCUGGCUGGCGCGAGCGCAGGCUGGCUGACGGGCUGUCCCGCUGGCCGGUCGAGGCGCCCCAACGUCUCUUUUUGGCAGACUUGACGUCCACCCAAAUCCGUCGAGACAGCUGACCACAGGGGCCGGGGGAGCGGGGAAAUAGGCAGAACUGAAAAGCUCCCGGGGCAACAGCUCAGCACUCGCGCUUCUUACUCUUCCUGUUGCUGCUGCCCGGACUCUAUAAGCUCGCAUCCUAGGCCUCCGCCAGGGCAGCAUUCGGUACGAACAUCCCUCGCCUCCCGCCCCGAUCCGAGACUGCCGGUCCGUGGGGAGCUUAACAGAUUCAUUGCUCAACCUCGCAGCUCAUUUCCCUUGUGCUCCGCCUGCCGAUUGUGACAGAAACUAUCCAUCUGCCAGCGCUACCGAAGCGGACGAAGUGUAGUCUUGAGUACAAGUGUGUUCAGUGUCAGUCCAGGCGGUCGGUCGGUCGGUCAAUCACGAGCAAGUGCUCGCUCGGGCUUGGCUUUCUUGCAUUGGCGGAAGGUCCGGUGUGGAUUCGUCGUUCAAGCUGUACGAGGAGAGUGGCCGUCGAGUCCGGUGUUGCAACGGUUUUUAAUUAAUCAAUUCGAAGCGGCUCGCGAAUUCGGGCCCUUCCUCUCAGGAGCGUGCGUGCGGUUAAUCGACUACGUCGGAUGUAUUUAUUGGAUGGUUUAGCAAUGACGACAGUGCAGGGCUAUCAGUGGUGCGCAGGAGCUUAAUUUCCCCGGCCUGAAUUACUACCAUCCUGGGUCUCUAGGAGUUUCUGUGUUCAAUAAUCCCCUCCGCGCGGAAGCAUAAAUUUCGAUCAAAAUGGUGGCCGCAUCGUCGUUUAUCACUUCACUGUUGACCUCACUCCUGGUCUUCAUCGUACUAGUUUUGGUGUUCGCAUGGCUUUCGCGAAGGGCAAGCAACAAAUAUGUGUAUUAUCCAGCAUUGCUAGUUAAAGGCAGGCCCAUCCCUGAUCCCACUCAAACCCGCAGUCCAUGGGCUUGGAUGAAAGAAGCAUGGCAGGCCACCGAAGAUGAAAUUGUUGAGGUGGCUGGUCUCGAUGCUGCCAUCUACAUCAACCUCUUUACGACAGCUCUCAAGAUCAUUUUUUGGACGAGUUGCUUCUGUCUUCCAAUCUUAAUUCCCCUGGCCGUUACCGAUAAAAACAACAAACUCCAAGAACAAGAUCCUACGAAGUCCGCCAAUUUCACCGGUUUGGAUGACAUCGCCAUGGGAAAUAUCCAGGAGAAAAGUCAACGAUUGUGGGCCUUCUUAAUUGGAGGAUACUGGCUGUCGUUCGUCACUUACUACAUUUUGCGACAGACCUACAAGCAUGUGAUUGAGCUGCGUGCAAAGGAUCAGUCCGACAUAAGGGCUAAGCCUGAACAGUUCACUUGUCUCGUCAGAGAUAUACCUCCUCUAUUGAAGAACGAGACUAGGAGUGAGCAAGUCGACACAUUCUUCAGACAAGUUCAUCCUGACACAUACGAAAAGACUUUACUCGUCACUAAGCUUGACAAGGCGUCAAAAUUGUGGACGGAGGUGGAGACUGCCAAGAACAAAUUAGCACAUGCUGAAGCUGUUUUUGAACAAUCCAAAACCAAAGAAGCCCCCGAAGGAGAGCGACCCAUGCACAAGACUGGAAAGUUUGGUUUGUAUGGGCCUAAAGUUGACUCUAUCAAUCACUGGAACGAACAGAUUAAAGAGCUGACUCCAAAGUUGCAAGAAGAGCAGAAGCGUACUGUUAGUGAGGAACAGCAAGGAGCAGCUAUAGUGUUUUUCAACAGCAGACGCGCUGCUGCUGAGGCAGCCCAAGAACGCCAUUCCGCAUUUUCGGAUAGAUGGGAAGUACUUCCAGCACCAGAACCCCGAGCAGUUGUUUGGGACAACAUGCACGUCAGAUUUUAUCAGCGGUUGGUGCGAGAGAAAGUUGUAUAUGUGAUCACAUUCUUCACCAUAGUCUUCUACAUGAUCCCAAUUGCCAUCAUUGCCUCAUUCACUACUCUGGACAACCUCACGAAGAUCCUCCCAUUUAUCAAAUCGAUUGUUAAUAUUCCUGCUCUCAAAACCGUCAUCCAAGCGUACCUGCCUCAGAUUGCCCUUAUCGUUUUCCUCGCUUUAUUGCCAAAGCUUCUCUUGGCUCUUUCCAAGGCGGAAGGUAUUAUAUCACAGGAUCACUUGGUUCGUGCCGCAUGCGGAAAAAUGUACUACUUUGUAGUCUUCAAUGUGUUUCUUGGUUUCACGAUCUUCGGAACGCUUUUUCAGAGUGCGGACAGUAUCGACCAACUCAGGUCUUCUGGUCAGUUCAGUUUCAAUUCCAUCGUCGAGUUGUUUGGCGCUAGUCUUCCUCCAAAUGCAACAUACUUCAUCACAUUCGUGGCACUCAAGUUUUUCAUCGGUUACGGAUUGGAAAUUUCUCGAUUGAUCCCGCUCGUCGUUUUUCACCUGAAAAAGAGAUAUUUGUGCAAGACCGAGAAGGAGCUUGCAGAUGCAUGGAACCCAGGCUCCUUCAGCUACUUGCCAUCCGUGCCUAAUGAUCUCUUGAUCAUCACCAUAACGAUGGCUUACGCUGUGAUCGCUCCACUAAUCCUUCCAUUUGCUUUCGCCUACUUCGGCAUCGGGUGGUUUGUCCAGCGCAAUCAGGCUCUCAAGGUGUACAUUCCCGAAUUUGAAAGUGGUGGUCGGAUGUGGCCUCACAUUCACUCCCGUAUCUUGGUCGGUUUAUUUGUGUCGCAAAUCACCAUGCUAGGGUAUUUCAGUGUGAAAAAAUUCGCUUUUGUUGUGCUCCUACUUCCUCUUCCCUUCCUUACCAUCCUCUUCUCCAACAUCUGCCACAAAGUAUACUACCCAUCGUUCCAGGUUGUUGCCAUCGAGGUUGCUAGUGAGGAGGUGAAGGAGGUACCCACACUCACUUCUGUUGUAGAUGCCUUUACACCUACCUGCCUUCUGAUAGCCAGUGAAGUCAACGACAAUGACAAGUACGAGGAUGCGAACUUCCAGGACGCUGAAUCUCAACUGCCCUCUAGAACAUCAUCUGGUAUCGCUUCACCGGCGGAUCUACCAGCAGCAGCAGCCGCAGCCGGAAUUGGCGUGUAAGAAUAUAAGCAAAAUUAUUGUUUAAUUUUUUAUACAUUGAAGAAUCGUCACGCUCCCAGAUCCUUCAGUAACAUAUGCACCAAGAGUUCAGUUCGCGAGAUCUUUCAGGCCUGUCGCGUUGCCCCAAGGAAGUGCUCCUCUUUGUUCCACUCUCUAGUUUUGUUGGUAAUCAGCAACAACAGUUUGGCCGUUGUUCGUUGGGUUGAGAAGGAGGAAGACAAGUUACACGACAAUGCAUGGCAAUAGGGGACUUCAACACGUUUGGUUAUACACAACUGUCAAUACCCCUGCUCUGGCUUGUGAGGAUGAGGCGAAUGUGAAGAUGGAUAGAGCAUGAACAUAUUGACAAUUGAGAAGAAUUAGUUAGUCACCCGCAGAAGUUGACCGUGCGGUCCACAUAGUCUGGAGGUGAAAUAGAGAAAUAGUGGAAACGUCCUCAAUUUGUAGCAGUUUCAAUAUUGAUGAUUCUCGUUCAACAUACAACGUUGGGGGAUGAGGAAUGAGAGAAUAAUUUUCAUUCCUGACCUCUGUUGUACAGCUAUUGAUUUAAUAGUGGUCAAUAUUGCUUUUGGGGACAUGUUGUAGCGGUUAGUGUACAUGUAUCUGAUGUAAGUGGCUGCAAGUUUAAUGCUCCGUUGUCAAUUUCAUACAGUCAAUAUAUACGACGUCUUUACAGCUCUUCGCUGUUUGAG